This is a messenger RNA of Rotaria sordida, 1359 nucleotides long. The record is from the annotation of a GenBank genome assembly. Lineage: Eukaryota; Metazoa; Rotifera; Eurotatoria; Philodinida; Philodinidae.
AUGGCAAAUCAAACAAUAUUUAAUCAUGAAAACGAAGAAAAUUCUCGUGUUCAAGUGUUAUUUUCCGGUGCUGAUGAAGAAGAUCAUUCAAUAUCAUUAACAUCUAAAUGUUCAACUGAUGAUGAACCGAUGGAAAAUCUAAACGAAGUUGAAAACUUUGAUGAUAAAAAACUUAAUUUAUUAUAUGAUAAUUGGUUAGCACUUGAUGCAGAAUUACGUACAUUUGAAGCAAAACAUAAAGACUAUGUUAGAAAAUUAGAUGAAGUAGAAUUACUGAAAACAAAAUAUAAAGAUCAAUUUGAUAAAUACAAGAAACGAAUUACUCAAUUACAAAAAGAUGUUGCUCGAUUACAAAAAUCACAUACGAAAAAAGUUAGAUCAUUAUCUCAUCAAUCUGAACUAUCAUCUGCUAAUUCAUCCCCAACAUUAGAUAGCUUAGAUGAUACAUUAUCAUAUGCUGAACGUUUGAAUCUCGUAUCUGAUCGAUUGGAUAAAAAUACGUUAUAUCUAUCAAGAAUCUCUAAUACAUUACCACGUAAAGAUUCAUAUUUAAAAAUAAUUCUUGGCGGUGUUGAUGUAUCAAUAUUAAAUAAUGCUGAAAAAUGGAUAUACAAAGAAGAAUAUGAAAAAUUUAAAUUUAUUAUUACUUGUAUCUCAUUAGUAUCUUCACUUGGUAUUUGGUCAUUAACAUCACGUUAUCGUACAUUUGAUGCUUUAUUUCAUUUUUUACUUGUUUGGUAUUAUUGUACAUUGACAAUACGUGAAUCAAUUUUAGUUGUCAAUGGAUCACAUAUUCAUCCUUGGUGGAGAACUCAUCAUUUUAUAACAACAGUAGCUACAGGUAUUUUAUUAACAUGGCCUGAAUCUGCUUCCUAUCAUGCGUUUCGUUCACAAUUUUUUAUCUUUUCAUUUUAUCUUAGUUGUGUUCAAGUUCUUCAAUUUUAUUAUCAACGUGGUUGUCUCUAUCGACUUCGAGCUUUAGGUGAAACUCAUGAUAUGGAUAUAACUAUUGAAGGAUUCCAUCGUUGGAUGUUUCGUGGCUUAUCAUUCUUGGUUCCAUUUCUUCUUCUUGGUUAUUUAUUUGAAUUAUAUAAUGGAUAUACAUUAUGGCAAUUAGCACAUGUACCGAGUACUCAUGAAUGGCAAGUAUUUGUAUUAUCAAUAAUAUUUUUUAUAUUAUUUUUGGGGAAUGUUUUAACAACAUUAAGUGUUUUACGUGAAAAAUUUCGUGAAAAAGCUCGACCAAUAUUAUUAAAACAAAAAUAUCAAAGUUUUAAAACAUUCCUAUCAACAAAUUAUCAUCGAUCAAGAUCAUUUAAUCAACUAUUUUCUCCAAAAGCAAAAAUUCACCAACGAUGA